ACAUACAAUUUUUUUUACAAUUUCUCUGUACAACAAGGAAAUCUCUACACAAACAGAGGUUUUUCUGACCAUUCGUCUUUAUCUCUUCUCCAUGUAAAGAAAUUCAUAUAAAACCCACCAAAGAUUCAACUUUUCCAAUUUUUUUUUUCUUUCUUUUUUUCCCCAGAAAGGUGAGGUUUUUGAAGGAAAUAGAAUAUAAUAAUAAAGACCCAUUAUUGUUAAUCGUCCAAAAUAGCCUGCAGCACAAUUGUUUUGUAUUUAUUUCUUGUUUACCUGAAAAGGGUGGUGUUUGCAGGUCAGAUUUCUUAUAAAAAUCCUUUAUUUUUUGUUUGUAAAGAUUAUUUUUAUGUUUAUCUUGGUGGGUAAUCUUGAAUUUGAGGGAAUAUGCAACAUAACCUUUUUUCAACGAUGCGUAGUUUGAAUAUGAUGGAAGGAUGUAAGGGAACACAAGUGUAUGCCCUUAAUCCGUCUGGAACAACAACCACCAACGGGUUUGGUGGUGGUGGUGGUGGUGGUGGCGGGGGCGGCGGUGGUGUAGGUGAGAAGUUUUUACAGAACUUGUUGUCCAAUUCUGUUAGGUCUAGAUCUGAUCGUAAUUUUCACGCUAUUCAAUCCAAGGAUGAGGUUAAUUUGGCUGUUUUAGCUGAAGCCCUGGCUAAUUAUGGCCUGCCAAAAACUGAUCAACUUGAGCCCCAGAUUGAGUUUGUUCUGAAACCUAUGAAUUUUGUGGAGACAUUAGCUGAUGUUUAUUGUAGGAUGGAGGGUUGUGCUCAGUUUGACAAGUCAAAGAUGUAUCUUGAGCAAUGUGCUAUAUUUAGGGGCUUACCGGAUCCUAAAUUGUUUAGGAAGUGCCUUUUGUCAGCUAGGCUACACGCGGUUGAUGUGCAUACCAAAGUUGUUCUUUCUGCCUGGUUGAGGUUUGAACGAAGGGAGGAUGAGUUGAUUGGUGUAUCGGCAAUGGAUUGUUGUGGGCGAAGUAUGGAAUGCCCUGGCAGUGCUUUGAUAGCGGGGUAUAAUCCUGAAUCAGCUACUGAUCCUUGUAUGUGCCACCGAGGUGAGGAUACUGAAAUUAACAUGGAUGAAGAAUGCUCCACUUCAUCGAGUCAUGGCAAUGAGGAGGAGGAUUUUGAUAUGUCAUUUUGCAUUGGGGAUGAUGAAAUCAGGUGUAGGAGAUUUAACAUAGCAUCACUUUCUAGGCCAUUUGAAGUCCUGCUCUAUGGUAGCUUCAUGGACUCGCGAAGGGAGAAAAUAAAUUUUUCAAAAAAUGGGAUUUCUGCAAAGGGGAUGAAAGCUGCUGAGAUGUUUAGCAGAACAAAAAGUGUGGACUCUUUCAAUCCAGACAUUGUCCUAGAGCUCCUGUCAUUAGCCAACAAGUUCUGUUGUAAUGAGAUGAAGUCUGUUUGUGAUGCGUAUUUAGCAUCUUUGGUCUUUGACAUGGAUAGUGCUAUGUUGCUUUUUGAAUAUGGACUGGAGGAGAAUGCAUAUCUUCUAGUGGCAGCGUGUUUGCAGGUAUUUUUAAGGGAACUUCCAAAUUCAGUGCACAAUCCAAACGUGUCAAGGCUCUUCUGUAGUUCAGAAGGUAAGGACCGAUUAUCUUACGUAGGACAUGCUUCCUUUUUUCUCUACUAUUUUCUGAGCCAAGCAGCUAUGGAGGAUGACCUGAAGUCAAACACAACAGUAAUGCUGUUGGAAAGGAUGGGAGAAUGUGCAAGUGAAGGCUGGCAGAAGCAACUAGCAUUCCACCAAUUAGGUUGUGUGAUGCUUGAAAGAAAAGAGUACAAGGAUGCUCAGAAAUGGUUUGAGUCAGCUGUUGAAGCUGGUCAUGUCUAUUCCUUAGUAGGCAUUGCCAGAUCCAAAUACAAGCGUGGUCACAUGUACAAGGCAUAUAAGUUGAUGGACUCCCUCAUUUCUGAUUAUACACCUUCUGGGUGGAUGUAUCAGGAGCGAUCGAUGUAUUGUCAAGGAAAAGAAAAGACGAUGGAUUUGAGUACAGCUAGUGAACUGGAUCCAACUCUUUCUUAUCCAUACAAGUACAGAGCUGUUUCAAAGGCAGAGGAAAAUAGACUUGGACCAGCUAUUUCUGAGAUCAACAAAAUACUUGGCUUCAAGAUUUCUCCUGACUGCCUUGAGCUCCGUGCUUGGUUUUUAAUUGUCCUGGAGGAAUAUGAAGGAGCUUUAAGGGAUGUUAGGGCACUCUUGACUUUAGAUCCCCAUUACAUGAUGUUCCAUGGGAAGUUGCAAGGUGAACACUUGGUGGAGCUUCUAAGUCAUAAUGUCCAACCGUGCAGUCAGGCUGACUGCUGGAUGCAACUAUAUGACCGAUGGUCCUCCGUAGAUGAUAUUGGUUCUCUUGCUGUUGUCCACCAUAUGUUAGCUAAUGAUCCAGGGAAAAGUCUCUUAAGGUUUAGGCAAUCUCUACUGCUUUUACGAUUAAAUAGCCACAAGGCAGCAAUGCGUAGUUUGAGAGAAGCCAGAAACCAAGCUACCUCUGAGCAUGAAAGGCUAGUCUAUGAAGGAUGGAUAUUAUAUGACACAGGUUAUCGUGAAGAAGCAAUUGCUAAAGCUGAAGAAUCUAUCUUAAUCCAGAGAUCAUUUGAAGCCUUUUUCCUGAAAGCAUAUGUGUUAUCAGAAACAAGUCCUGACUCUGAAUCUUCGUUGUAUGUCAUACAACUGCUUGAAGAAGCUCUUAGGUGCCCUUCAGAUGGUCUUCGGAAAGGCCAGGCUCUCAGUAAUCUGGCAAGUGUCUAUGUAGAUGUUGAUAAUCUAGAUAAUGCAAUUGAUUGCUACACAAAUGCACUGAAUAUUAAGCAUACACGAGCCCAUCAGGGUUUGGCGCGUGUUUACCAUCUAAAAGAUCAGAGAAAAUUAGCUUAUGAUGAGAUGACAAAGUUGAUUGAGAAAGCAAAAUAUAAUGCAUCUGCUUAUGAGAAGCGGUCUGAAUACUGUGAUCGUGAAAUGGCAAAAAGUGAUCUUAGUAUGGCGACAAAAUUAGAUCCCCUACGGACAUACCCAUACAGAUACAAGGCAGCUGUUCUGAUGGAUGACCACAAGGAAGCCGAGGCUAUAGCAGAGCUAGCAAAAGUCAUUUCUUUCAAGCCGGACUUACAACUGCUCCAUCUUCGAGCAGCAUUUCAUGACUCGAUGGGUGACCUCACAUCUGCGAUUCUAGAUUGUGAAGCAGCCCUGUGUCUUGACUCCAGCCAUGCAGAUACACUUGACCUGUAUCAGAAAGUACAGCAACGAGCUAAAGAACAACUACCAACGUGAAGGAGCAAAAGAUGUGUAUUGAGCUUCUUCUUGGUGAUUGUUGUUUGGAAGUGUGUGCCUAAGUUUUUUAUGGCGCACACAGGGCCAAUACAUAAUCAUGUAUGGAGCUCGCUCGAAAUUUUUUAUGUGCACAUUGGCCAUUAUGCAUGCUCAAUAGCAACAAAGAGCAAGAAAUUAGAUAUCAAAUGUACAUAACUUUUUUGGUCCAACCAUAGUGAAAUAUUUGUGAA
This is a messenger RNA of Solanum dulcamara, 3497 nucleotides long. RefSeq names its product ethylene-overproduction protein 1-like. The transcript is spliced from 4 exons. Gene Ontology annotation, biological process: negative regulation of ethylene-activated signaling pathway. Gene Ontology annotation, molecular function: protein binding. Lineage: Eukaryota; Viridiplantae; Streptophyta; Magnoliopsida; Solanales; Solanaceae. Bases 385 to 3267 code for a protein of 960 amino acids. The record is from RefSeq and is a predicted model, not a curated record.